Messenger RNA from Alternaria conjuncta, 1467 nucleotides. RefSeq lists its product as uncharacterized. Gene Ontology annotation, biological process: DNA-templated transcription. The record is from RefSeq and is a predicted model, not a curated record. The transcript is spliced from 3 exons. Bases 1 to 1467 code for a protein of 488 amino acids. NCBI's taxonomy places the organism in Eukaryota, Fungi, Ascomycota, Dothideomycetes, Pleosporales, Pleosporaceae. Gene Ontology annotation, molecular function: zinc ion binding; DNA binding. Gene Ontology annotation, cellular component: nucleus.
AUGGAAGCACACGACUUUCACAUUUUGUGUUCUGGCGAUAAUUUACGAUUCGAAACUAUCGGCUUUCUCCUCGCGACGGCCGGGCGAUCGCUGACGUUCGGCUUCGUUCCGGAUAUCUUCAGUGAUCCUGCCAACAAGGACAUGAAGUUACACUUUGCCGAUGAGCUACUUCGCGCGAGUACGACCUGUCUUUUUCUCACAACGAUGCUUGCGACAGUCAACGACAUAACGAUCUGGAUGUAUUACGAAAACUACCUGUUUACAAUCAUGAUCUGCGGCUACCAAGGUCCACCCAGCUGGCGACGGAUAGGUGAACUGUCGACCCAGAUAUAUGCACUGGGUAUACAUCAAGAGAAGAAAUGUGCUCAUGCUCCGAAAUGGUUGACGGAAACACGCCGUAGGGUUUUCUGUUCAGCGUACAACCAGGACAAGUCGAUAUCCACCUUCCUUGGCCGUCCGAUACGUAUCAGCAAGAGACACACUGACAUCGAGCUUCCACUCGACCUGGCCGAUAAUGAAGUCACCGGUGACCAGGCGACCUUGAACUCUGCCAUCGCAGCGUUGGACGAAGACGGAUGGAAUACCAAAGGCAGAUGGUUGAGAGCGUCUUGGAUCCGUUUACGUCAUAUAUCCCUCCGAAGUCGCGAAGAAAUCCUGGAAUUCUCGCUCGUUAAGAUAGAUGCAAACGCGGAAGCUCAGUUACUAGACAUAUCCGAGCGUGUACGCACUUCCUGGGAGACGCUACCCAAACAUAUGCGAUACUGGAAGACCUGUUGGGAAGACGACGUUCCCACGGUAAUCUGUCUGAUGCUGUCCAUCAUACACCUCACGCAUUGGUACAACGAGUUCAUGAUCCAAAAGCUGCUCGAUUACAGCCCAUUGACGCUCAACACUGCCCUACUGCGCGUCUCUGUUGAUCUUCUUUGCAAUACACUUACCUUGGGUAGAAUACGCGAUCGAUCUUACGAUGUUCAACGCGACAUGCUCAACGCCCUACUGCUGUUUGGUGUACCCGCAGCGUCGGUACUUGCUACAGCAUUGCGCGAGCAACAUCGAACAGGCCAGCAAUUCCCCGCUGAAAUAUCCCGCGCGGAGAUCAUUCGCAUGCUCAGCGUGCUCAUAUCACAUCUUGAUUCAGCCGCACACAUGGAAAACUCUGGAGCUAGGCACGGCGAAGCCAACUAUAACCUCUUUCGCAAGGCGAGCAAGAUUUUCACCAAGGUCAUUGACACAGUCUUGGACACCCGGCCCGCGGAAGAGAUUACCCCAGCGAGUGCUCAGCUUGGGCUUGACCUGGAUCUGGACAUUUUCUCCGGCGCUGGGUUGGAUGGUUUUGAAGGAGGCAUGGAAUUCCCCGGCAUGGGAAUGUCACUUGGCAUGAACGGGAAUGGAAAUGGAAACUUUAGUGAUGCUGCGGAUGAUUGGGGUGCUCUCGGUCAGUGGAAUGCCUUUGGUGGGCCUGUAUAA